Molecule: messenger RNA, 5497 nt
Organism: Paramisgurnus dabryanus
Lineage: Eukaryota; Metazoa; Chordata; Actinopteri; Cypriniformes; Cobitidae
Gene: fosb
Product: FBJ murine osteosarcoma viral oncogene homolog B
Biological process (GO): regulation of transcription by RNA polymerase II
Cellular component (GO): nucleus
Molecular function (GO): RNA polymerase II cis-regulatory region sequence-specific DNA binding; DNA-binding transcription factor activity, RNA polymerase II-specific
Source: RefSeq, a predicted model, not a curated record
AGGCUUCAUUCAGAAGAGAAAGCUCUGCUGCCGAAACACUGCGUCGACUCCCGUUAAUAACAAACACAUUGCGGAUUAUUUUAUGGAUUUAUAAAUGCACGAUUCAAAGGAAACAUUUCACGGAUUGUAUCACGAAUUGGGAACUGUUAUCCAAGAAGAGAUUGGAAUUUAGAAGUUUUCUCCAGCAGGAAUCUGGAUUGAUGUCUUAAUGCAACUAUUUUGGAAAGAGACGAAGGGCAACUUAACGAAGACUCAAAGUAAAACUAGUUACGGUGACAUCCCGUUCUCGCCGGGCACAGCAGGUGUUUCGGCUUUUCUUGGCUCCACCGGGGAGAUGUUUCAGGGGUUCCCCGGAGACCUCGACACCGGUUCCCGUGAAAGCUCAUCUCCUUCUCUUGAAUCUCAGUACCUUUCGUCCGUGGAAUCCUUCGGGAGCCCACCCACCACCAGCGCACCGCAAGAGUGUGUAUCUACCACAGGUGGGGUAGGGGUGGGUGGAGGUUCAACUGGCACCGGGGCAGGGGUGGACAUGCCCAGCUCAUUUGUGCCCACAGUGACGGCCAUCACCACCAGUCAGGAUCUGCAGUGGAUGGUGCAGCCUACUCUCAUCUCCUCUGUGGCACCAGGACAAAGCGCCACAGGUUCCAGCACCAUGACGCAGCCUGUUGCCUUGGAUCCUUAUGACCUGCCUGGGACAAGUUUUUCUGCUGGGGGCUUCACCCCACCAAGCUCUGAUGCUCCUGGCCCAGUGCGUCAGUCAAGAAGCCGACGCCGCACACGAGAUGAAGCGUUGACCCCUGAGGAGGAAGAGAAAAGACGAGUAAGAAGAGAGAGAAAUAAACUGGCUGCCGCUAAGUGUAGGAACCGACGGCGUGAGCUCACAGACAGGUUACAGUCGGAGACAGACAUAUUGGAGGAGGAGAAGGCUGAGCUAGAGGCAGAAAUAUCCGAGCUGCAAAAGGAGAAGGAGCGCCUGGAGUUUGUCCUGGUCGCGCACCAGCCCAGCUGCAAAAUUCCCUAUCAGGACCAGCCGCCUGCGCAGAUGCAGCAGACCUCCCCACAGGCAGCUUCCGUCUCCGUGGUGGGUUUGACUGUGAAGGAGGACUCUUUCUACCUGCCGCCCGCCUACUCGUCCCACCACCACCACGUCCCGGUUUCACAGCCCACGCAGACACAGCCGGCCCCAGCACAGCAGCAGCAAGGGAUGAUGCAGGAGGUAGCCUUUUCUAGUUCUUUCUAUGGGCAGGGCCAGCCGGCGCAGGACGGCCCGUGCCUUGUUGCCGACGGUGGCGGUAACCCUGACGCCGGCAGCUACAUCCCCUCAUACACAUCUUCAUUUGUGUUCACCUACCCAGAGGGAGCCUGCGGGGCCAGCGCUAACCAGCGAACCAGCAGCAGCGAUCAGUCCUCAGAUUCCCUGAACUCACCCUCGCUUCUUGCACUUUGAGAGCUCUGCAUCUCUGCCUCUGCUUGCCUGUCGACAAAAACACAUAUGCACAUAGAGAUCUGAACAUUUGGCAUUAAAAAAUGAUCAGGGCUAGGAUCUCAGACAAUCUCCAUUUGUUCUGGGAUCUCUGUCUUUUUACAUUAAAGCCCUGUUCCUUUAAAUUAAGGCCCAGAUGCGUUAGUGUCUGAGUGACUUCAUCACGGUGAUGUAAGUGUAUAUUAAUUCACAAUGAAUUCAGGCUUAAUAUCAAGAUGAGUCACUGGCCAAUGUGCACACACGUUUAAAUUGUUUAAAUCCGCCAGCGUGUGUGGCACAUAAUAAUAAAAGCAAAUUAGCACUCUCCCUCUUGCUUAUAUCUUUUCUCGCUCUAGCAUACAUUGGUGUACCAUCUCCCUCCUUCUCUCUCUCUCUCUCUCUCUCUCUCUCUAUCUCUAUCCAUGCCAGGUGCCUGCAGUGUUUUUGUCUAAACAGAAAAGGGGGGCAAAGAACUGCUUUUGUGGGUUUCGUUUAUUUUUUGGGCCAGAUACUGCCUUGCUACUCUUUUUUUCCUCAUCCAGUUCAUCCACACCUCUUCUGACUUCUCCUAUGAAGGGGACAUUACCGCACACUCUCUACUAGCUACUUGUCUAUCUCUUUUAUCUCCCUCCGUUAUUCGUCUCCACAUCUGUUUCUCCUCUCUCCUGUCUUUAUGUACCUCUGGUUCUCUCUGAAGUCUUCAGCCCCUGAGAGCCCGUUGGACCCUGAAAGCCCAUGGAACCUUGAGUGAGUGCCAGCCCAACCCGACACCACAAACCCCCUCUCGCGGACCGGCCUGCUGCACUGCAUGGUGGAACCUUCACAAUGAGCAGACAUUUCAAAAACAUCUUAAUGAACCAGCCAUUGCACGCAGAUCAAACGACGGCGAACGCCAUUUCAGAAGCUAUACAGGCCAAAUGGUCGGGACUCUUUAUUUUUCCUCAGCGCUGAGGAUUUGAUUAGAUGAUGCCAGGUAGACUUUGGAAAGGCCAGCAAAGGAACUUCAACAGGCAGGUGCUAAAAAAAAAAUACUUGGAAUCUGGAAGUAUGAGAAAAGUGAGAAAUCCGGUGAUCCCUGUUGGAUUGAGAGUAUUUAUAUGACCUGUUCAGCAGUAUCGCUCCACAUGUCAUCUCCUGCUGGUCCUCAUAUUUCUCACAAUGUUAUACCCUUUCCCCUUUACUGCGUGAAUUGUUAGGCUGUGUUUCAUUAUGUGUUUCAACAAUAGUAUUAACUCUUAUGAGUGCAUACAAAGGUGGCUUUUAUUGUGAGUUAUGCCAAUAGUGUCUGGGUUUAAAAAGCAUUAAAAGAAAAUGCAGAAAGAAACAACCUCUUGGUUUUGGAUGAGUGGCCUCUGUGCUUCUAAAAGUCUUUGACGUUGUUCUUGAGCUGUUUUGGUUUAGCACAGCUCAAGGCGUCGAUUGUGAAUAGAAGUCACACAGGACUACAUCUCCAGUUUAUUUCUUUCUUUAAGGGGGUUGUUAAAGUACAAACAAUGAAAAGCACAAAUGCCAGCUACGAACGGAAGGAAGGAAAUCAACGGUGGCCAAAAAAAUGGGAUGUGCUUAUGAAUAUGAACCGUCUACUUUUUAGUGAAUGUUGAUUUUUGAUGUUUUAAGUUACUGAGUUUUCAUUAUGCUUCUCUUUUGCUCUUGAUUGUGCCGUUGCUGCCAAAAGGAAGAAUUUUGGGGGGCUCUUAGCUGCUCCUUCUCUCUGUUACUGUUGUCUUACUGCAGUUAUCACAAAUAUUGUUAUUAUGGUUAUUAUUAUUAUUAUUAUUAUUUCAUAGUUAUUUCAUGUUGGCAACUAAAAACGCAUGUUGUGCACUAUGAAACUUUUUUAUGCCAUAAACUAUAUAUCUAUAAAAUAUAUAUAUAAAUACAUAUAUAUUAUGUAUGCAUAUAUAUAUACAUAUUUAGUGUAUAUAUAUAUGCAAUGAUUGUAUUGUAAUGUAUGAAUGUUCAGAAAAUGUUAUUUUUGUCAAUGAAGACAGAAGGGAGAGAUGAUGCACUUGGUUUUGAUUUAAAAUAGUUAUUUUUCUAAAAGAACAAAAAAAAUAUAAUAAACAUUAACAGCUCACCUUUCCCUUAAUAUGAAAAGCAUUGUUACUGCCUUUCAUACAAAAUGUGUAUUAUGUAUGAUGACUAUAUUCAAACUGUGGGGCAUAUAGUGAUAUAUAUGUAUCACUUUUGUGGAUGCUGUCCACUGCUUUUUGCUGUGCUUGAUUUGUAAUGAAAUUGGUCCCACAGCACUUGUUCAUCAACCCCCUGUGGACAAAACACACUGGACACAAAUAUCAAAAAAUGCCUAAAUAAAUAUAUAUGCUUAAGAAAAUAUAAGUAAUGAACCGAGUGUCUCAAUGUAUACUAGAAUAUCUGCAACUGUGUUUUAAGCAGUAGUGUUGCUUUUCAUGUCCAGUGUGUGCUGUCUGCCCAUAACUUGUGUGUGUGUGGGUAUGUGUGAGUGUGUGUACUUUUCAGGGCUUGAUGGUUAACUUUUCAUCAGCUCUAAAAUAUAAAUGUUAUGGACCUGAUCAGAAUAUAAUGUGCAACUACAUCAAACACAGAUGCAAGUAUUUUAACUCAGAGAAGAUCCAUUGUUCUUAGUGACUUUGGCUUCAUGUGUAGUAUUUUAUGGGAUUGAGAAGACCUUAUAUGUACAGUUGUUUAAAUUGAAAUGCCUUUUGAUGCUACAUUUAUAUACGCAAGUGUAACCUUGUCUUGAAAUCAGACUCAUUUAAUGGGUCAAAGUAGACAUUUAAAUCAUUUUUGGGUAAAACAUGUGCUCUGCCCAAUAUGUAUGUACUAGUUGAAAUCUGAAUCAUGGCAACGCAAAAUGAAAUGAAGAUAGAGCUUUGAUUUCACAAAAAGGGACAUUAUACAAUAUCAGAAAGCUAUUUAACUAUGUCUGUGCUGUCAAACAGCUUUGUGAUUUUGAGCAAAUUUACUUUGAAAGAAAGCUAUAUUGUGUGUAACAACAGUUUUAUGUUGUUUUGUUUUUAGCUGUUGGUGCUUUUGUCACUUCUACACCAAAACAUAUUGUUACUGUAUGAUCUGGCUCCGAUAUGAUAGCAUAAAGAGAUGCAAAGUGUUGGUUAAAUGAUACAGUGUUAGUGGUCUUCCACUUUGCAAAAACUCCUCAACUGCACAAUCAUGGGAGACUAUGUUCUUGCUAUGAUAAUCCUAGGUAUUUUCAAAUUCACGGUGCAUUGAUUUGACACAGUGGAAUGCAAUAUAUCAGAUACUCUAGGACAACCAUGUAGCAAAUCAACUUAAUUGUAAGAUUAAAAUUGAUCCUGAAUGCUACAGUGUCACAGUAAAGAAUAGAGAAAUUUUGUUUUGUCUUUCCAGGUUAUUUUAUGUAUGAUUUACUCUGCUAAGUACUUGGUUAUGCAUUAUGAGGUUGUAAAAUGUCAGUGCCUCUUUAGACAUUGGGGAUAAUUUGAUAGACGAAUUGUUUUGCUUCCUAAUGCACAUUUAAAGAUUGCCUUGUGAAAUAUUAGUGAUCAUAUAGCCUAAUGUUACAACCACUUGUUUUAAAAAAAAAAAAGUAUAACGAGGGCUGAAUAUUUAAAACCUUUUGCCUUUUUUGAGGGGAAAUGAAUGGUAGUCACAGAAUAUUUUAAACUGAAAACAAUAUGGUGCUUUUUUCAAUACUAUUUGUCUUUGUAUAUACUUGAUUAAGAAAGCAGAUGACAGAAGUGUCUGGUUUGAUGUCAUGGGCUAAGGACACUCAUGAAUUCUUUAAAGAAGUGCAUUCCUCACCCUGACUGAUGGCUCUGCUCUUAGUUCUCAGAAUUUUUAAUUCAUUCUGAACAUCCCUUGUGAGAGAUAUAACCCGCCGUUCUGCAUUCUUUAUGCUCAUUCUCCAUUUCAUUUCACUUUAUGCUAUAUUUCUAGCCCUUUAAUGAAUGGAGAAGGACAUUUCAUAUUGUUACAUAGACUGUGAAAAGUAGGUGUGCUGUCCUAUAUCUUUGUAUGACGUCCGUUUUUUCUUGUAAUGAAAAUGUCUAAAAAAAAUAAACAUAUUCAGAAGCA